Oppia nitens is the source of this 2428-nucleotide messenger RNA. RefSeq lists its product as uncharacterized. NCBI's taxonomy places the organism in Eukaryota, Metazoa, Arthropoda, Arachnida, Sarcoptiformes, Oppiidae. The coding region runs from base 209 to 1414 and encodes 401 amino acids. The record is from RefSeq and is a predicted model, not a curated record. The transcript has 3 exons.
AUUAAAGUAUAUGAUUAUAGUCUACGUGUGCUUUAAAUCAUUUGAUUGUUGAAUGUAUUGAUGGUUUGACUUAUGUUUGAAUCGAUAGUCAUUUAACCACACAUUUAGUGUUUGAUCUUCAGGUGGGACACAAACAGUGAUUAUAAAACCACUUGAAUUGCUUUAAUUUGAUGAAUGUUAGCGUUGGACACGAAAUAGCUGUCAGCCAAUGAUGUCUUUACCAUCGGAUCUGUCUCUUGUGGCCGAACUCUAUAAUCCAUUGUAUUUGUUGCCAAUUGUCGGCGUCCUCUUCACAGCAUUUCUUGUAUUUGCUUUUGGAUUCAAGUCAUCGACACAACCUUCAGAUGAAGUAUUUAAUGCUCUCAAUGAUAGACAUAACAAGAAUCAUAAAUUCCAAGAACAGACCAUUAAAAAGAAGAAACCAAAUAUACAAAAGACAACAAAUACAAAGAAUGAACCGAAUGGACACAUAAACGAUGGAUUGAACAAAAGCAAUGACAAAAAGACUCAAAAGUCCAAAUCAGUUUCCGAUCAGACAAUUACAUCGAAAAGUACACAAAAACAGAUCAAUAAUGUUAGCAAAAGUAAUGUAAAGAAAGUAAUAAAAAAUAAAUCGGUGGACAAAGAAGACAUUGAAGACAAAAAUGCAGGAGAAUGGGUUGAAUUGGUCUCAAAGAAAGAGCGCAAACAACGUAAACAAAAGGAAGAACAGCUGUUGACUGAUACUCAAGAGACUAUCAAAAAGAGUAAGAAAACAAACAAAUCGCCCGAAAAGAGUCCGAUUAAAGAAAAUAAGAAAAACAAAGACAAUAAAAUCAAUAAAAAGGUUGAUUUAAACUCUAAUGUAGAGUUGGAUUCAAAAGUCAAGGAAAAGAAUGUAAUAAAUGAAGAAAAGAAAACAAUUGAAGAAAUAAUUAAUACCGAAAAUGAAGUAAACGAUGAGGUUAUCGCAUCCGAAGUUCCCGAUAGUUAUGAAAUGGCUAAAGAACAAAGAGGUUGCAAGAAAUGGCAAAAAAGAAAUCAAAAGCGAUCGGAAUCUGAUUCCAUAACUAAGACCGAACUAUCGAUUGCAAGUGAGACUAAAACUAAUUUGGAUGUAAGCGAUAAACUAACCGCUGCUAUUGUGGCCAACUAUGAAUCAAAUGAUCAGAACAGACCCGACUCUAAUAGUAGUGCCAAUAAUAAGAAAAAGAAGGACAACAAGAAAAAGAAAAUUCAAAACAACAAUCAAACAAACAGUGAAUCGAUAGAUACAAACAAAUCAUUAGAAAUCAAUGAUUCAAAAUCUGUUGAAACAACCAAUAAGUUAAAUGCUAUUAAUUUAUUAGACAUCACUGAUGAAGUGAAACCUCCACAAGAAGAAGAAGAGUUUAAAUCAGUUCAGAGCAGAAAACGUCGCCCAAGACGUGAAUAAAGAUGCGGUAAUAAUGAAUAAUAAUAAGUGAAUCCCAGUUCAUAAUACACUUAAAAUAUUUAAAAAGUUAUUAUUUAAUAUUUUGGUUGAUGUGCCAAAAGCUAAUCAAUUGAAUAACAUUUGCUGCAAUUUGUCGGUGCAAUCAUUUGAUAUAUAAGUCACUCAAAACUGGGAUUCAACUAAAUUUCAAUUCAUUCCUAUUUUUGUGAAUUAAUAUCAUUUUUAUAUCAAAAAGUGUUGAAUCGUAUGACUCUUGGAUGAGUUCAUAUAUCAAUGAAUACAUAAAAUAUUGAAAUGUCAUUUAAAAAGCAAUUCAUCUGUGAUUUGAUUCAAUUUUAUCGUAUUAUAAUUUUUGUAUUUUUAUUUAAUUAUUUUUUAUUAGUCUUCCACAGAGUCGGGCUUUUCUUUUAAUUUAAAUUAAGAUUUAAUUUAAUAUAUUUGUGAUAACAAGUUGGGGUAAUAUGAAUUAUUUUAUAGAUAUUUUGCUCUUUAUAUUUUUUAUUUAAUAUAAUAACAUAAAUAUGAUCUCUGGGUUCAUGGGUUCACAGCAAACCAAGAGAUCAAUUGUUGACUCGAUUUAAAUUAGUUUUAUAAUACAUUUUUUUACGGAUCAUAUUAACUAUAAUACAGUGUAUCAACUGUUACUCUUUUCUCUGGGGUCACCAGUCAUUGAUUAUUUGAUAUAUUAUAUAUGUUUGCAAUUAAUUGAAUUAUAUUAUAAAUUUCAAGUAUUGCUAACGUUAUGGAAGACCUUUUUGAGAUAUAAUCAUUUGUUACCAAAUUUAUAAGCAAAUGUAUAAGUGUUAUGUUAUAUAAAUGUAAAGCAUAUCUUUAUAUUAACAUAUAAUUACUGUAUUAUAUGUUAAGCAAAAGGUUUUGUCUUUGCUCAUCACUGGGAUUAAGGGAUAAUCAACAAAACAUGAGCACAAAUAAUCAUUGAUUUCAAUUGAUUUUAUCUUUAUAUACGAAUAUCAUGUUAUAAUACAACAUAAUUGUGCUUUCAAUUAAUAUAAA